ACAAGAAGAAGAAGUCGAAUAUUGAAGAUCUUCUUAUGGAACUAACAGCUGCUUCAGAUUCUGUUGUAAAAGAUGAGGUUAUUGGAUCUGCUGCUUUUUGUCCUGAUGAUGGAUGCAUUCAAGAAAGUAUUAAGGUGAGUCAUGAUGAACUUGAAUCUGCAAAAGUUGAGAUGCGAGAAAUGAAGGAAGAGAAUGAGAAGCUAAAAGUAGUGCUAGAACAUAUUGAGAGUGAUUACAAGUCUCUAAGUCUCAAAUUUUUGAACAAAGUUGAGCAAAAAAAAUCUUCAGCCAAGCCAGAACUCCGGGAUAACAAGACUGAUCAUCUCAACGCAGAGUAUUUUAAUUCUUCUGAUCAAGAACGCGAGUUUGUCUCGCUUUCUCUCGGGAGAAGAAGCUCGAAUUCCCCUAGUAAUAGCAUUGCCAAUAAAGAAGAGAAGACAAAAAGCAUAAGCUUAGGAGCCAAAGAAGACGAAGAAUUGACCAAUGCGGGUUUGACUUUAGGACCAAAUAAUGUUGGAUUGGCAAAGGAAAAUCAUGCCAUUUCAAGCCUAGAAAAUAGCUCAGAAGAAGCUUCAGCCAUGAAUAAGGUCACCGGGAAGAGAAGUUUUCUUAGUGGUGAUGCUGAUGAUAACGGUCAGCAAAAUCUUGCCAAAAGAGCUAGAGUUUGUGUUAGGGCAAGAUGUGACACUCUUACGAUGAAUGAUGGUUGUCAAUGGAGAAAAUACGGACAAAAGAUUUCGAAAGGAAACCCAUGUCCACGAGCAUAUUACCGCUGCACGGUUGCACCUGCUUGUCCUGUUCGAAGACAGGUCCAAAGAUGUGUAGAUGACAUGUCAAUCCUAAUCACAACUUAUGAAGGAACACACAACCACCCUCUUCCACUCUCAGCCAUCUCCAUGGCUUCCACCACCGCGGCUGCCGCCUCCAUGCUCCUCUCCGGUUCCUCCACCUCGUCUCAAUCAAAUGCAACCGCAUCAGGAUUAGACGCCAAGAUGAUCAAGAACGGUAUGAACUUCAAACUUUACGACAACAAUUCAAGAUUCAUCAACAAACCAUUCUAUUUACCAUCAACCGGUCUCUCGCCAUUACAUCCUACCGUCACUCUAGAUCUCACGGCUCCUCCUAUGCCACAACCAUCUCCACCACCAUAUUCUUUGAACUUCAACAAAUUUUCUUCACUCGAAAGAUUCCCUUCGACAAGCCUUAGUUUCUCUUCUUCUUCUUCCUCCGAUUCAACUUCUACUAUCAACAUUCCCGCGAUUUGGGGUAAUGGAUACACUUCUUACAGUCCCAUUACAUACAAGAACGUCCACACCGGAUCGUCCCCGUUUCUAAAUCUUGGAAAGAUUCAGCCACAAAACCCUCUAUUGACCGAAACCCUAACGAACGCUCUUACUUCCCACCCAAGUUUCCACUCGGUGAUCGCAGCAGCGAUAUCAACUGUGAUCGGAACAGGAAACGGGGUUCAGCAAUCCUCUUGGGGCCGUAAUCUAAUGCAAAAGACUACUUGCCGAUUAAUCAACAAACUGCAGAUUCCAACAAUAAAAAAUAAAGGAUGUGAAGGGUAUCUUAGCAGCUUACUGAUGUCUAAUAUGGCGAAUCCAGGAAUGUUAUCACCGUUAAAUCUACCGUCGUCGCAAUUUCCAUUUUCUAUGUUCACGACUUCUUCUUCUUCUACGCCUAGUUUUGUGAACAAGGAAGAAAAAAGGCUAAACUUUAUAGCA
Molecule: messenger RNA, 1724 nt
Organism: Thlaspi arvense
Lineage: Eukaryota; Viridiplantae; Streptophyta; Magnoliopsida; Brassicales; Brassicaceae
Source: the annotation of a GenBank genome assembly